AUGCACCAACCCAAACCCGGAGAUUUUAUCCACGCGGUUGGCGCUAUUCUUCGUGCCACCCCGGAAAUCCUGAGCCUCGCGACAGAGAUCUGGUUAUUGGCCACUCGGAUGGACCACGCAUACCUUCAAAAUCACCACGACUCGGUCGGAUUACUCCUCGAAUGUUACCUCCAAGCCGAUGCCCAGUUGAAGAAACAGGUAGAAAUACAUUUCGAAAGGGUUCUGUUCUCGUCCUCGCAGGAAGUUUCACGCUCUGUAGUGGAAGGUAUCAUCCGCCUCGCAACGCCAAAGCAAGUUUCCUGCUAUACACUUCGGAGUCUCCUCAUCUUUUUCCUAUGGCUUCCAUCCAGGUAUCCUGCAGAAUUUUUCCAUCUCUCGUUGGCUCAUGACGGUCUGCGAUGGACAAGUUAUGUCAUUGCGAAACUUGCAUCACCCAAAAAGUACUGCGGAGACAGCUUCCUCGACAACAUCGCGAUAUGCAUCACGAAGUGUAUACAAUUCAUUGUCAAGUGUAUCCGCUUUGAUUCGAGUACAGCUGCCAGAGCCCUGGAAGAGGAUAUUAUCCUAUCAAUGUUCAAAUCUCGCGACGUGAUUUUGGAGGACGCGGAAGUCCGAGGUGUCGGCGAACUAUGA
Messenger RNA from Marasmius oreades (fairy-ring Marasmius), 633 nucleotides. RefSeq lists its product as uncharacterized. Bases 1 to 633 code for a protein of 210 amino acids. The transcript has a single exon. The record is from RefSeq and is a predicted model, not a curated record. Lineage: Eukaryota; Fungi; Basidiomycota; Agaricomycetes; Agaricales; Marasmiaceae.